AUGAAUGCACUGAGAGCAUUUCGUGAUGCAUAUAAUCGAUCAUACAACAAACGCCCCAUAUUCACGCUUUGCGUUACCAACUGUGUCCUUGGUGCCAUAAGCGACUCGCUCGCCCAAGGUAUCACCUACUACGAUUACCGAAAAAACCACAAGCGGUUCCCCGAAAUCAUGGAUAAACAGCUACCGGAGAAUGUCAGAGAACAUGAGGACUUGUGGCCACCACCUCCAGCCUAUGAUCCAUUUCGCACUGUACGCUUUGCAUUCUAUAACUUUUGUAUCGCGCCAAUUGUCGGCAAGUGGUAUAUGGUGCUUGACCGUUACUUCCCCAUGCCAGUUGCUGGUGCAGCGUUAGCAUCGACACGCGCAAAGGAUGUUAUUGCAAUCAAACGAAUGGCUGUAGACCAAGCGUUCUUUGCUCCAUCUAGCUUGGCGGUCUUUUUCACUGUCAUGGGCCUCGCAGAAACCGGUAAAUGGGCAGCAGUAAAAGAAAAAUUCCAUGAUGCCUACAAGCCAGCCCUUGUUGCCAACUAUACAGUAUGGCCUCUGGUACAACUCGUCAACUUUAAAUUGAUGCCCUUGCAAUAUCGCUUACCUUUUGUAAGCACGCUUGGUAUCUUGUGGAAUGCUUAUCUCAGCUGGAUCAACAGUGCUACGCGUGAGGAGGCGAAAGCUAUUGAAAGUCAACUGGUUUGA
Messenger RNA from Lichtheimia ornata, 693 nucleotides. RefSeq lists its product as uncharacterized. NCBI's taxonomy places the organism in Eukaryota, Fungi, Mucoromycota, Mucoromycetes, Mucorales, Lichtheimiaceae. The transcript is spliced from 2 exons. Bases 1 to 693 code for a protein of 230 amino acids. Gene Ontology annotation, cellular component: membrane; cytoplasm. The record is from RefSeq and is a predicted model, not a curated record.